AGAACGGGAGAGGGAGAGGGAAAGGGAGAGAGAGAGGGAGAGGGAACGAGAGAGGCUGGAGAAUGAGAGGUUGGAAAGAGAAAGAGAGAGGGAAAUGCAGGCUGCAGGUCUAGAUGUCUGUGGGAACAUUGUGGGACGAGGAGCCAACGAGAAGAACGGUGUUAUCAUGAACCAGCACCAGCACAGAGAGAUGGCCGCCAUCAGAAAUGACAGUGAGAACAAUCCAACUGGCCACAACCCUCCAAACCACAACCCGCCCAAGAUUAUGCCAGUAUCCGGAAAACUAGAGCAGGCGAUGCAGAACAACUCAGGCCUCGUUCGUCCCUCUGCCUUCAAGCCGGUGGUUCCCAAGAGCUUCCACUCCAUGCAGAACCUGGUAGGGCAGGCAGGAGGAGCUGGGAGCGAGGGCAAGGCUGAGGCGAGGGGUGAGGGCUUCAGUGAGGGCAGAGGUGGCAGGAGAGGCAGGGACGGAGGAGGAGGAGGGGAGUCAGGAGAGGUCCCGGAGGCCCUGCUCCUCGACCAGGACAGCCCAGUGAGGGUCAGCAGAAGUGAGGGCGUGGGAAAUAGCAAUGAGGUGGUUCAGGGAGGGAUGUCGGACUCAGGGAGGAACUCCCUGACCAGCCUGCCUACCUAUACAGGCUCGGGGUCUGGUUGUGGGCCCCCCGCAGUCCUGGGGCCUCUUAGUGCUUCCACCAGCCACAUCAACAGGUUGGGCAUGGCUGGGGCAGCUGCAGGCCUGGACAAGCUGGAAAAGCCUGGAUACCAGAAUGGACUGAGCGCCUCAGACAGUGGCCGCUCCUCAUCAGGAAAGAGCUCCUCGUCCUAUCAAAGGCUGAGCCACCUGAGUGAUGCUCCAGCACCUCUGCGGCCCUCCCCUUCCUCUGAUGACAUCAUCCAAGACUUGGAGGAUCGCUUAUGGGAGAAAGAGCAAGAGGUGCAGCAUAUGCGACGAAACCUGGACCAAAGUGAGGCAGCGAUUAUUCAGGUGUUUGAGGAGAAGCAACGUGUCUGGGAGCGGCAGAUGGAUGAACUGAGACAGAAUUACGCCUCACGGCUGCAGCAGGUCACACGUCGUGCUCAGCGCUCCCAGACUGCCUUGCAGGCCCAGAUAUCCCGUCUAUCCCAGGACAAGAGGAGGCUGCAGGAGGAGAUGGCUGCUCUGCUCGCCCAGAGAGAGGAGCUGGAGAGAAAGUGUCUGGAUUAUAGGAAGGAGCAGGCUGACAUCUUACCUCGUCUGGAGGAGACUAAGUGGGAGGUGUGUCAGAAAGCAGGUGAGAUUUCCCUGCUGAAGCAGCAGCUGAGGGAGAGCCAGGCCGAGGUCACCCAGCGAGCAGGAGAGAUGGUGGCCCUCAGAGGCCAGCUGAAGGAGCUCAACGCCCAGCUGAGGGAGCGGGAGGAGGCCAUGCUGGGCCUGAAGGACUCCUAUAGUACCAAGAGUCUGGAGCUGGAGAAGUGUGAGGGAGAGCUGAGACGGACUCUGUCAGAGGUGUCCAUCCUCAGAGAGAAGUUGGGCGUAUUUGAGGCAGAGGUGCUUAGUUUAAAGCGGGCUUUGAGUGAAGUGAGCAGGGGCGCAGAAGUUGUUGUGAGCCCAAACUUAGCUGCAGCGGGGUUGUUGCCUCCCUGGGGAGUUGUUCACUGUCCCCGUAACCCAACUGAACCCUCAACCAGCUCCCUCACACCCACCUCUGACACCCUGCUGAGCCUUCAAAGUGAUGAAGCCAAAGCCCAGCGGCAGGAAGCUCAGAGGCAAGAGAGGCAGCAACGUGAAGAAGCGCAGUGGCGUGAUGUGCAGCAGCGGCAAGACGCCCAGAUGCCGCAAGAUAUGCAGAUCCGACCAGAGGCCCAACUUCGCCAAGAUGCUCAACUACGUCAGGAGGCUCACCUUCGCCAUGAAGCUCAAAUACGUCAAGAGGCCCAGCUCCGACAGGAAGUGCAGCUGCGUCAAGAGGCUCAACUUCGCCAGGAGGCUCAACUCCGCCAUGAGGCCCAACUUCGUCAAGAAGCCCAGCUCCGUCACGAUUCCCAAAUUUGCCAGGAGGUACAGCUGCGACAGGAUGCUCACCAGCCUCAGCGAGUCCAGGAGGGUCACUGGGACGAGGCAGGGGAGCUACGUAGACAGCUAGAGCAGCUACAGGCGGCACUACGUCUGGAGCGGCAGCAACGGGAGCGUCAGGCCCUCAACUUCGACCAGGAGCGACACACUUGGCAGGAUGAGAAAGAACGCGUUUUGAAAUACCAGGCUCAGCUGCAGCUCAGCUAUGUGGAAACACUGCAGAAGAACCAAGCUCUGGAAAAACGAAUGAGCCAGUUGGGAACCAAACCAACCACAACCUCGACCACCACCACUACAACUACCACCACAACAUCCCCCUCCUCGUCAAAUUCUCCACCUCCAGCACUAGCCCUCUCACCUCUGUCUCCUCAGCCUCCUCCCUCUCUGCCUGGUCCUAUUGCUCUCACGCUCUCUCCACCCUGUGAAGACCAGAAGGGUCCACCUUCUCUCCACCAACUUGCCCCUCCCUGGGCAGGACCAUCUCGCCUGGAGAGGAUAGAAUCCACUGAGAUUUAAAGACAUCAUCAUCCCAGUCUAAAACACAGAUUACAAGGCCUCUGACACGAAACAACUUCAGCAUAAUAUUAGAAAAACAUUUCAUCCUAUACUCAAACCAAUCAGCACAGAGUGACAUACUUUUCAAAGUAAUUACGGACACAAAGCAGCAGUAAAGGCCGACUGUAAAAUGUAACAUACUGUAGCUGUAAAAAGCAGAUCCUCUAGACAUAAGUUGAGCUACACUCAAUUUAUCAGUGAUUUUUCAACCUCCUAAGCAGCCUUUCGCUUAAUAAUUGCACAUUCAACAUAAUCAGUGUUCAUGAAAAGUGUGCCACACUGAUUGAUGGGAGAAAACAAAAUAUUAAAUGACAAUGUUUUGAUUACAGCACUAAGACAGGGUCAUCGAACGCCCAUGCUAGAAAAGGACCAAGACAAUCAGGGAUAUUGUCAAAAAUGAUCAACAAGAAUAUUAUGCGGUAUUUAUUAAUUGUAAGUCUGUGUCACUGGUAAUGUAAAAGUAGAAUUAGUGGUCAGAGUGUGUGAUGUUACCUUGCAUUUUUGGCCAGAGAGCGCCUUACUCCAUUUUUUCCAGCAUGAUAUAAGAUAAUAACUAAUGCUGGGAAUAGAUGAAAAAAAUCAAGUGUGAUUAUCAUUUCCAGUGCUUUAACUGUACAUCAGCAAACAGGUCACAUCUUAUUGCACACGACUGGACUAUUUCACGAUUCUUGAUUGCAUUUCAUUUCCUGCACAGGGUCCAACAUGCAUGACCCAUCUAAAUAUAUCAUUAAGACAAACAGAGUUUAUAUUUUCUACAAACUGACUUAAAUUAAUAUGUUUAACAGAUAAUCAACCCCAACUAAAUAUGUUUUAAGACAUUGUACAACCUGGUUCAGCUUCAAUGCAAGGUCCCUGCAGUGAGUAAGAAUGAACACUAGAGGUCGUUAAAGACCUUUGACAGUGAUCCCACCGAAACAUUAAGUAUUGAACUGGGAAAGAGUGCAAUGAAACCACAAAUGGAAGCACACAAUGUGAAUUUGGUUACUAGUGUUGUUGUAUCAUUCACCUGGUGCAUUUACAGCCAAGAAAUAAGAGAAAGCAGUCAGUAUCCCCAAAGUUUAAAAACAUUUUAUAGAAUGUAUGAUAUAGUAGAAAGAAAUACUUAUAAUAGUUAUAGAUUGUAAAUGUGUGUGUGGGAGUGUGUGAGGGAGUGCGCAUGAGUGUAUACAUAUGAAAAGCUUCAGCUUAUGAGAUUGAGGAUAGAGGGACUAGUGGCAAUACAGCAAGUGAAGAUAUAUUAAAAGUAAAGGGGUUUUGGGAUGGGGGGGCUUUACGUACAGUACAAUGUACAUCAAAGCUUGAUACAAGAGCAGUGAGACUGAACAUUUCACACAACAGGAGUCUGUAUAUCCUACUGGAAAACUCUUCUUUCUUCUGUAUAGUUCGUUUAGACUGAGCAGAGGAGAGAAAGGUUACGAAAAUAAAAGAAAAAAAAACAAAAAAGUAAAAAGUCUGCCUCUUUAAAUGGAGCAUUCAGGCUAACUGCACUAUGUAGUGUCCUACACACAAGUUAUGAUGUACAGUAGACUCAGAUGUGAAUAUCAUGGCUUUUAUAUGUGUUGUUUAUGCCAGCAUACAAAGAUGUUGCUCAAGAAUAUUAACUUAUCUCUAAGGUAUUACAUAGUAUUAUCAUCUUUAUUACUGUUAUUAUAUUAUGGUGAACUGACAGAGAAAAUAUGUGCCAUUUGAGCUUUCUUUUAUGUGUUUUUUUUAACUGUGUAGAUAGCCUAUUAUUGGCCUACCAUAAUGGUGCAAUCAUAGCAACCCUGUCCAAAAAUGAUGUUCCUUUUAAUGUAGUUGAUAAAUGUAGUUACAGUAUUGCAUUGUUUAGAGAACAAAAUGCUACUGAUUUUAUACAUGUUUCAAAAUUAUUGUUUGCAUUUAUGUUACUAGUAUUGUUCUGGCUUGAUUAAACCACCCCUUUGUUAAAAUUCAGCAGAACUAAUAAAGAUAUGUGAAUAAUUCAGCA
Sphaeramia orbicularis (orbiculate cardinalfish) is the source of this 4577-nucleotide messenger RNA. Its product is annotated as leucine zipper putative tumor suppressor 3-like. The record is from RefSeq and is a predicted model, not a curated record. Lineage: Eukaryota; Metazoa; Chordata; Actinopteri; Kurtiformes; Apogonidae. Gene Ontology annotation, cellular component: dendritic spine. Bases 95 to 2569 code for a protein of 824 amino acids. Gene Ontology annotation, biological process: regulation of dendritic spine morphogenesis. The transcript has 7 exons.